Messenger RNA from Anguilla rostrata (American eel), 1421 nucleotides. RefSeq names its product cyclin dependent kinase 2 interacting protein (gene cinp). The record is from RefSeq and is a predicted model, not a curated record. The transcript has 5 exons. NCBI's taxonomy places the organism in Eukaryota, Metazoa, Chordata, Actinopteri, Anguilliformes, Anguillidae. The coding region runs from base 155 to 799 and encodes 214 amino acids.
CACGCGGUUCUUUGUGUCUGAGAGCGGGUCAAGAACAGGAUUAGGAAACCACUCUUGACGUAAAAUGUGCAUGUUAGGUUUUUGACGGUGUGGAGUGCGUAAUAAGUACCAAGUCAAGUGUUAUGUUUUAGAGACUAGCUACUGUUUGGAAACUAUGGAAGCCAAAAGUCCCGGUGCCUCUACACCGUGCAGAAAACCGGUUCUGAGUGGAAGCGCACGAAAGCUGAAAGACAACGCGGCGGACUGGCACAACUUCGUAAUGAAAUGGGACCGACUAAAUGACGAGGGAUCCACGAUCGCGAACCAAAUCGUAAACUUAAAGUUGAGCAAAGAGGCGGUGAAGGAAGCGGACAUCGCCGAAGACGGUGGCCAAACCGCCAUUACCCAGCGCACAGGAAGCGCGUCUGCAGCCGCCGCCGAGCUCGAGGAUCGGUGUUCUGCAUUGGUGGUCAUUUUGGAGAAGAUGGCUCACCUAGUAUCCAAAAUGGAAAAGUUGGCCUCUUCAACAAAAGGUGUGUGUGAGCUGCAGGAAUUCCAGCAGGAGCGCACAGGUGUGUGUGCACCUCUGUUUCAUACCUGGCCAGUUACACACUUUGACGAGGUCUCCUCCCGCCUCCUGCGCUCCUACACGGAGGAGCUGGCUCUGAAGGAGGUGAUCGUGGGGGAGAUCGCGCACACCUGCAGGUCGGACCUGGCCCUGGUGUACCUGUCCUGCUGGCUGUACCAGCCCUACCUGGAGCAGAGCAGCACAGUGCAGCUGGAGAGCCUGCUGCUGGAGACUGGGCACAGACCACUGUGAGCACAGACACACACACACACACUCAUACAUACACACACCUCAUACACACACACACACUCCACAGCUGCCUGGAGCUCUCCACAUUUGCACAAACCGUAAACUCUGUGUUUGUGAUGGCUGAGACGAAUCUGGACUUUACCGAUUGCCCGACAGCCCCACAGGACGGAGCACUGAUGCUUCGCAAGGAGGAGGUUGCAGGUUUGAGUCCAGGCUUUCCGGAUCUUCUCUGCAUGGAGUUUGUAUGUUCUCCCCGUGUUCGCGUGGGUUUCCUUUAGGUACUCCAGUUUCCAAAAGUCAUACCAUGACUAUGACUUGGUAAAGGCAUGCGAGACAUACUGCUGCCUCUGCCAAGCCACUGGCCACUGGCCUUUUAUACAGCUGGAUAUUUACUGAACACUGCUCAGGACUUCUGAUCAUUACAGCACUGCUGCUUGCGCCAUGAACCCUCUUUUAACUUCUGCUGCAUAAGAAUAAACACCACGCUCUGUUUAAAUAAUGUUUUUAAGUUUAAUUUCCCUUCAAAAUGUAGCUUUCAAGUUAUUUUUCUGACAAUUGUGGGCAUGUUACAACCAGCAUUUGUAACAUAAAAAAGUAAUAAAACACCUGGGUCUCUUUUUUUAAA